AUGGCAAGCUUUUCAAAGGGCAAUAAUAGCAAUAGUGGAGAAAAUAACGCUAUCAAGGAAGGUCCCAGUUCCUACUUGGACGAGCGGAAGGAGCUGACGGUGCAGAUCGAGUGGGUCGAGUCCUUGUUGCUCUUCCAGGCCACCUAUCACAAAUACGACGAUGUGACGCGCAUGCACAACUACCAGAUGAGGCGGGAGAUCAGCGCACUCGAGGCAGAGAACUUCAGUUUAGAGCGCCAGUUGUUCAGUUACCAGAAAUCGAUCGCUUACGCUCACUCGAGGGGCGCGGUCGUGGACGAUCCUUCAGAACCCAACGACUAUCCUCACGAGAACUACUCCAACGGCAAGAGAGACUACGACACCAGAGAUUACUCCACGCGGGACUACGACUACGCAUACAAUGAUCUGCCAGAAAGGUCGUUUUCUACAGAUACUGAGUAUGCGUGAAAACGCCUUAAUCACCUGAACUAUCUGGUGAAAAGAGUCAGUGAUGCUUUACGAGAUAUUCGCAACGUAUGGGAAGAAACCAAAAUUAAAUUCUCUCUCUAUAACAAAAUAAAGAAUUGAGAGACACGUAGUCGAUAAAUCCCAAUUAAAUAUAUGAAUACCCAAAAAUACUAAAAUAAUACUGGAAUCCCUUAGUACCGUACGACUCUUUAGUACAGGUAAUAUUAUAUGCUGUUUCUGAUAGAAGCUGAGGAUGUUUUAUACAUCUAGCAACUGUACAUAUAUACGAUAUAUGUUUGUUCUAAAUCAUUCUGUGUUUUAAGGACAAAAGACAAGUCUUAUUGUGUGAAAUUUCAAAACUAUGAACGUGUACAUGUCGGUGUGUUCCCAGGGAUACUAGCUGGACCUGAGCUACAGAGCAAUCAUUAGUAAUGACACUAUUUUUGGUAAAUCUUUCAUAGCUACCGCGAUGUAUUUCAGGGUUACAGGUAACAUUUACAAAUCCAUCCAUUUUCGAAAAGUCCAGUAGCAGCAGCUGUUAGCGUGAGUGCAAGGAGAAAGCAAAGACGUGAAUACAUAAGGUGGGCCUUAUUAGGGAAUGCUUGAGGGAGGAUGUUGUGACUAACGCGGAGCCGAGAAAUUAUCGGUGAGCGUAGUUCUCUUUCUCGCAGAUAGUGAACAAUCAUGGCGUGCCCUUUAUAGAAGUCGUGUAGGUAUAAAAAGGACAUAGAGACCACAAGGGAGAUUAGAUAUCAAAGAACACUAAUACAUACACACA
This is a messenger RNA of Penaeus vannamei (Pacific white shrimp), 1225 nucleotides long. The record is from RefSeq and is a predicted model, not a curated record. NCBI's taxonomy places the organism in Eukaryota, Metazoa, Arthropoda, Malacostraca, Decapoda, Penaeidae.